Molecule: messenger RNA, 4003 nt
Organism: Triticum aestivum (bread wheat)
Lineage: Eukaryota; Viridiplantae; Streptophyta; Magnoliopsida; Poales; Poaceae
Exons: 1
Coding region: 2780-3403 (207 amino acids)
Source: RefSeq, a predicted model, not a curated record
AGCCUGCUGCUCCUACCUCUUUACUUUGAUCGGAUGAAGCUCAAACUGUUCUAUUCUUAUUAGCCGUGAACUUGGUGCUUCUAGUCCCCGCCGAUCGCCGUGGCUAGAACCAGAUGCGCUUGCUUGCUAGCUUUUGCUGAUACUCAAUUUCCUUCUUGUUACUACAUACGCUCGGCUCAAAUGCGUAGCUGAGGCGCGCUGGAGUCCUUUACCCCCACCCCAAACAUCAAUCACUUGGCAAUCGCAUGGUGGUAAAUUCACAGCCGUGAAAACACCAGCCACAUACUAGCAUGAGACAUGACACAUUUGACUAAGAUUCCCAGCACCAUGGCUGCCAAAAACUCCAAAGGGCAAUGUAACUUGCUGCUAUUUUCACAUGCAACAAAGCGAGAGACGCACAUGCGGCUCUUAAAUGCCCAGUAGGAGUACAGCAGUACCAACUGAAGUAGGAGUAGAGGUUGUCGAGUAGCUAGGCCAAGCACAUUACUACUAGUAUUAUUUCAUGCAGCCGCGCAGGGAAAAGAAAACGCAAAAAUAAAAACAUAUGGGCGAUGUGCCUCGGCAAGUGUGAUAUCCUCGGAGAUCUAGCCACUGCUCUGAGACGAUGGCAGGGUUGCUGCACACACCCAUGCACGCAGAGGAGUCAGGAAACCUCGGCUCGGUAGCGCUGACACGAGCUAUGCGGUGAUCCACGGUGUGAGCGUUAAGACUCUUCUUUUCUCGUCGUCAAGAGUAUAUAGUACAUACCAUAUGCAUGGAUGCAUUUCUGUCCUCUUUCGAUCUUCAUCUCUAGGAAAUGGUGGAGUUCAUCUCUAGGCAUCAGGUAAUGGUUGAGUUCCCGGGUGUUUGACCUCGAGUGCUCAUGCUUGCGUAGCCUCGCCUAUUUCCUAUGCCGCCAACGCCUAGCAGAAUCUUUCCGUCUCUUUCAUGAUGGCAAUAGGCCAACGCGUAUAUACACGGAUAUACUCUACCCCCAGACGAUUUAAUUCUUGAGAUGAAACUUUUAUAACUAGUAUGCCUUUUCCCAAAGGAAAUAGUAUAGAUGUGUGUGCGCAUUGCUUUCAGACAAACCACACCCAUAAAAAUAGGAUACCCUGAACUGAAGGAGCUUGUUUGGAGUAGGUGCCAAAUAUCCAGUCCAUUGCUGAGAUCACAAGACUUUCGGACGGCGUAGCUUUUGCCGCUUCCUAAUCAUGCCACCCUUUUGGUAGAUUAUGCCCUAAUAAACGCUAAAUAGUGGAGUAGUAAAAUAGAAGACUUGUCCCCGUUCAUGUAUGUCCUGGUAGUAGUAUGCACAGGAUUGUAGAGUUUGAUGAUGGAGAUGGUUUCUUUCUUUCAACACAGAAAGCUACUGACGGCUUCAAACUUAAAAUUAAAAAUACAGACAGGGGCCCGUGGACCAAAGCUUAACCACCUAUGGAAUGUACAUUAAACAUGAACGAAGCGUGCAAACUUGGUCGUGCCAAUAAUCAUCUACUACCUGAAUGCAAUAAUUCGGGGACAAGGGCACAGCAGGGUUUUGCUCUGCACCAUAUUUAAUUGUCGCCUGAUGCGCACCACAGUGGGAUUGAUGGCGACCCUGAUCAGUUUGGUUACAUAGUACUGCACGUGCUUUUUUUUAGCGAGAAGUACUGUACGUGCUUAUCAUAAUAUCGUCUUGUAGUAAUGCUUUAGGUGUACUUAGAGGUUGCUGUUACUGCUGCUUGGUUAAUGAUGUUUUGGGUGCUCAAUCAAUCAUGUAUGUAGAGACAAAUCACAACAUAGUAUCAGAUAUUGAUAUUCAGAUUCCUCCUGGUCCGACAUGUUCCAUCCAAGCCACUCAGACACGUAGUACGGUGUACCACCUCCAGCUCAACCUCGUCGUCCAAUAAUGAAACAGAGGAGGGAGAAAAGAAAAGAACAUAAUCGUGGUCUAGCGGAAACAAAGCGUGAAAGAAGCCUAGGGCAUUAUUUGGACCCGUCUUUAUCAUCAUCUGGUGUACUUGUCACAAACAAAGCAACCUAUCCAAUCCACCACCCAAAGGGAAGGACCCCAUGCCUUUGAAUGGCUCGUAUCUGUGCCAAGCAAGUAAACGUACCUAAAGGCCGGCAGUUACUGCGGCCCGGCCCGGCCCGGGCCCCCCACACGCGAAGCUGCAGGCGGGCAGGCAGGAAUCGGGCAAGAGAUCCAUGGCGCGUACGCCGCUGAUGCCUGCUACAGUUUCCGGCUGUACCCGUCCGACGUGUCUGCACAGUAGCCAGACCGGAUUGUAAAGCCCCACUGCACGCACCCACCGCAGCUACUCCUACGUCCCCGCGCAAAAGCGAAAGGCACGCCACGCCACGCCACCACAGGGAGGGAGGGAAUUCUCCUCAUUUUGAAACUCAGCAGGCAGUUUUUUUGUCGCUGCUUGAUCAUGGAGUUUAGGAGAUUUAUUAGCGCCAUAGUAUAAGCACGCAUAUCUUACCGCUAUGAGCAUCUGCGUGAGACUGAGCCGACGUAUCAUCUUAAAUUUUGACGGUAUUGCCUGGCCAUCUGGCAUCUGCCAAACUUUCGUUUCUAUUUCAGGCGGACGCAUUUACUGGCAUGUGUCCGUGUCCAGAGGCUUAAUUUACAGCAUGUGCCUGUCUACAUUGCCAGUUUGCUCGGCACUGUGCUCAAUCGCCUUUUUAUUUCUUCCCAAACACCGCUCUCGCGCAAAAACGCCCCGUUUCAGUUGCCACAAGUAUUACUUUCGUCGUGAUGCCAUGACCAUGUCGGCCAUUUCCUCGGCUCCCGUCGCCUUGCUCACCUCUCACAAUGGACAGGCGGCAUGAGGCGUUGACCUGUCGGAGCGGCCGGGGGCGCUGUGCUGGCUCGAUGUCGCGGCGCCACGGACGGUUCCACCACGACGGCGACCAAGGCGCUGGGCCGGCCGCGGCGCCCGCCGUGGUCGACCACGCGGACUGCACUGCGCAGUCGUGCCGGUCGUGCGUGGCGGUGUCGCUGGCGGACUGCAUCGCGCUGGGCUGCUGCCCGUGCGCGGUGGUGAGCCUGCUGGGGCUGGCGCUCGUCAAGGCCCCGCUCGCCGUAGGCCGCCGCUGCGUGCAGCGGCUGCGCCGGCGGCAUGGAAAGCUGCAACACAAGAAGCGCGUGCGCGACAUGGACCUUGCGGGCGGUCGCCCUAGCCCUAGCGCUGCUGGCGCCAAGUGUGCGGGCGGGGGCGGCCACCGGGAGCCUGGUCCCGGCGAGGCCGCGUCAAAAGGCGAGGACGACGUGGCGACGGCGGCGUAUCAGGGCGCGGCUGCGAGCGAGGAGGAAAGGGUGUGGCUGGAGAUGUACCAGGUGGGGCAGUGGGGGUUCGGCCGCUUGUCCUUCUCCGUGAACCCGCCUCCGAGGGCCGGCCCCAACGCCGACGGCGACGGCUGCGAAAGCGACGUGUGAGAUGGCCAAACCGCCCGCCCGCCGAUGCUUCGCUGCUUUUCCGUACGGUCUGUCCCUGUCGCUGAUGCACGGACGGCGCGCCGGCGACAAGUCAGAAUUCCGUCGUGCUGGCCGGCCGGCAUUCGCAUUUCUCUGGCCAAAAGCCAAGGGGGAGCAGAGCACCGAGAAAUACUUCCAUGGCUCGCUGAUGUCCAGCAGAUGAUCCAACGCAAAAUUCGUUGGGGAUGAUUAGGAGAAGCGGCAGCAUGGUGUCCUGGUCGACUGCACAAUGGUGAGCCUCCAACUAGAAGAGCUCAGUGCACAAUGGUGAGCCGGGCAGGCCGUCGGCUCCUAGAGUGUUCAUUCUUUCUUCUGUGUCUAUGGGUUUGGGGAGCUCGAUUUGUACUUAUGAAUUGUACAUAAUUUGUGCCUUCGAGGUCUCUAGAUUUGGGAAUCCCCUCCCUGUAUAUACUUCCGGGAAAAAUUAACAGUUCUGGUUCGUACUACUAUGUGGGAUUGCCAUUACGCGUUUCACCGUGAAAUGUGGUUGUUAUGGCAAGGCAACAUUUGACAAAAUCAGUUCUGUUGAAGGUUCGAAAUAAAAUCAGUUCCAUUCCAUUA